AAAAGAAAACCCCUCUCUCUCUCUCUCUCUCUCUCUUUUGUCUCUUUCUCCGUCUCUUUCUGUCUCCGCCAUGACCAGCUCUUCCUCACCUUCACGCAAGGCGUUAAGCAAGAUCGCGUGUAAUAGGCUACAGAAAGAGUUGUCAGAGUGGCAAGUAAAUCCUCCGACUGGUUUUAAGCACAAAGUCACUGAUAAUCUUCAAAAAUGGAUAAUCGAAGUAAUAGGAGCACCAGGUACGCUCUACGCGAACGAAACAUAUAAGCUUCAGGUUGAUUUUCCUGAACAUUACCCCAUGGAAGCUCCUCAGGUAAUUUUUGUUCCACCUGCACCGCUACAUCCACAUAUUUACAGCAAUGGACAUAUUUGUUUAGAUAUUCUAUAUGACUCAUGGUCUCCAGCAAUGACGGUGAAUUCAGUCUGCAUCAGCAUUCUCUCAAUGUUGUCGAGUUCACCGGAAAAGCAACGUCCGACUGAUAAUGACCGAUAUGUGAAGAACUGCAAGAACGGGAGGUCUCCUAAAGAGACAAGGUGGUGGUUCCACGAUGACAAGGUAUGAUGAUGAUAUCACCUAAAAUCAACGAGGUUUAUAUAGUAUUCCUCAGACUGAAUAGUACUAAUUGGAAUUCCUCAUGUCCUACUUUUUUUUUGUUCUCUCCUUUUGUUUUUGUAUGGAUUUGUUAUGUAUAAAAGGCAUUUGAAAUGUCUCAUACCUGAAUUUACACACCUUCUGUU
Messenger RNA from Eutrema salsugineum, 732 nucleotides. Its product is annotated as probable ubiquitin-conjugating enzyme E2 18. The coding region runs from base 71 to 556 and encodes 161 amino acids. Lineage: Eukaryota; Viridiplantae; Streptophyta; Magnoliopsida; Brassicales; Brassicaceae. The record is from RefSeq and is a predicted model, not a curated record. The transcript is spliced from 6 exons.